AGGCCACUGAAUGGUUUUAUACUCAAACAUCCAGCAAGUGCUACAAAGAGGAAGAUAUUCUAAAGAAUCAACCAAGUUCUCUGUGAGGCCAGAGGUCUUAAGCACAGAAAAAAGAAAUGAAGCACAUUAUCCAUGCAAGUGGAAAUGUCAAUGGCACAGCAAGAAACAAUUCAGAUUGCCCCCAUGUGGCUUUACCAGAAGAGAUAUUUUUCAUAAUUUCUAUCACUGGGGUUUUAGAAAACCUCAUCAUAAUCCUGGCUGUGAUCAAGAAUAAGAAUCUCCAGUUCCCCAUGUACUUUUUCAUCUGUAGUUUGGCCAUUUCUGACAUGUUAGGCAGCCUGUAUAAGAUCUUGGAAAGUAUCCUGAUAAUGUUCAGAAACAUGGGAUAUUUCAAGCCUCAUGGCAGUUUUGAAACCACAACAGAUGACAUCAUUGAUACCAUGUUCAUCCUCUCUUUGCUUGGCUCCAUCUUUAGCCUAUUGGCAAUUGCUGUUGACCGUUACAUCACCAUCUUCCAUGCCCUACAGUACCACAGCAUUGUGACCAUGCACCGCACAAUUGCUGUCCUGUCAAUCAUCUGGACCUUUUGCAUUGGGAGUGGUAUUACCAUGGUGCUCUUCUCCCAUCAUGUCCCCACAGUGCUCACCUUCACAUCACUGUUCCCACUGAUGCUGGUCUUUAUCCUCUGCCUCUAUGUACACAUGUUUUUGAUGGCUCGUUCUCAUGCCAGGAAUAUCUCUACCCUUCCCAGAGGCAACAUGAGAGGAGCCAUUACCCUGACUAUUCUUCUGGGAGUCUUCAUCUUUUGUUGGGCUCCUUUUAUCCUUCAUAUCCUCUUAGUUACUUUCUGUCCCAACAACCCUUACUGUACCUGCUACAUAUCCCUUUUUCAUGUUAAUGGCAUGCUGAUCAUGUGCAAUGCAGUCAUUGACCCCUUCAUCUAUGCCUUCCGGAGUCCAGAGCUCAGAAGUGCAUUCAGAAGAAUGAUAUCCUACAGCAAGUGCCUGUAGAAUCACUGCUCCUGAUUUAAAGAUCCACUAGGAUAAUAUCAUCAAAAGAUAGACCAUGUCAUAAGACAGAAUAACAUAACAUACUGUUACAGAUUUGAGGGUGUAACAGUGUCUACACCCUCAGAGUCUCCUAAAAGUGGUUUCUGGAUUAUUUCCAUUUCAAGCAAAGAAUUGAACAAAACAAGAAAAAACCAUGGUAAUAUUUCUCAGUUAUUUGAGAUAGGAAAAAUUAAAUGUGAAGAGUAAGGGAGAAACUGAGAUAGCUCGGACCCAGGAAUAAAAUCCAAGGAAGCAAGGAAUCAAGAAAUUUGGAGCAAAGGCUUUUAUUUCAGGCCUGGCGAUGCAGCCCCCUUAGGAUCAACCCAGAGACUGCAGCAGCAGAGACUGAAGAAAGGGAUUUUAAAAGCAAGAGAGAGAGAGAGAAAAAACCCUGCAGACCUGUUAAGCUGUUGACUUAGUCCUGACAGCCUCUGGAAACUGUAAAGCUGUCGACUUAGUUCUGAUAACAUCUGGAGCUUUUGGUGCAUUUCGUUACUCCCAUCCUGUGGAUAAACAUUAUCUCGGAAUAGCACAUCUGCAAUAACAUGCGGAGAAGAAAGUAGAAAGUUAAUUAUCUUGGGACAGCUCAUUAGCAAUAACAUGUAGAAGGGGGAGAAAGUUACAAGAAGCUGAAACUUAAGUUUUUACAAGGAUUAGAAACUUAACCCUAUCGGCACAUACAGAACAAGAGGAGGUGCAUUGGUUACAGUUAAGCCAUAACAAAACUAGCUCUGUAGAGUGAAAUUAGACUGAGU
This is a messenger RNA of Cavia porcellus (domestic guinea pig), 1804 nucleotides long. RefSeq names its product melanocortin 2 receptor (gene Mc2r). Gene Ontology annotation, cellular component: plasma membrane; cytoplasm. Gene Ontology annotation, biological process: adenylate cyclase-activating G protein-coupled receptor signaling pathway; regulation of metabolic process. Gene Ontology annotation, molecular function: corticotropin receptor activity. NCBI's taxonomy places the organism in Eukaryota, Metazoa, Chordata, Mammalia, Rodentia, Caviidae. The record is from RefSeq and is marked provisional.